AACGGAUCUGGAUCUAAAUGUCCUAGGCGCGCUAUUUUUCGGUUACGUUACGUUUGUGUCAAAAUGUUUGAAGUCGUAACAAGAUUGAUUGGGGAUUUGUCGUCUUAUUUCACGGAAGUUCAAGUUUCUUUCAUUAAAUACAUUGUGGCUGCCCUUUUAUUUACGUCCACAUCGUUAUUUUUUGUUCGUCGGAGUUAUAAUAAGGAAUCAAUUAGUAAUUCGACAAAGAAACCGAAGACACGUAUCAAAAAAAGUAAAAGUAAAACUUUGGAUGAAAGGGCUUCUUCUUUGGAUGAUGACCGUAGAGAAACCAAAAAACCCACAGUCGUGAUACCCAACCAAGUUGUAGAACACAAUCCUACUCCUGCCCCAAUUUCCUUCCAAGAUUCUAAAAUGACUCAGAAUUUAACGAAGGAUGUUUCAUUGUCUGAAGAAAACAAUGACCAAUGGGUAACUGUUAAGAGAAGCAAAAAAGGAGAGCAGCAGACGAAAAGUAAAAGUAGUUCUAAAGAGCCUGUGACUGUGGUUCAUGAAGUCGUCAAGACGAAAAGCAAGAACUCUGUCGAUCAAUCUGGAUCGGAUAAACUGUCAGGUGGUGAGUCUCGUGCUUCAGCAGCCAAGAAGUUGCCACCUGUACCCCAAAUUCCACCCUUCAAUCCACCUACUUCUGAAUCUGAUGGUGAGUGGCAUGAAGUGAAACUUUCUAAGAAAGGACGUAAAUCAGCCAAGAACUGAGUCUUCGAUUACUUCGGAACUGUACAUAUCCCCUGUGAUUUCUUUAAGUGCCUAAAUUGCUAUGCAGAGAUAUUGUCGUUCUUUCAUUCCACUUUAUGUUAUGCCACUGUUAUAUUUAAUUUCAGUAUGUACUAAUGUAUUGUAUCACUUGGGAUUUGAUUGCUGGCAGUCACCGAGCUUUUGAUUUUCUGUCAGCUACACUUUUCCUUACGUUUAUACGGCUCACCAUUUGUAAUAAUAUGACCCUGGUGUACAACAAUGUUGUUUUGCUAAAGUCCCAUCCUGAGUUUGUAGUAAUAGUCAUCUCACCUUUCUUUCAUUAUGAUUUAAGUUAAAUAUUUAUAAGGGUGGUCGGUGAAAUGAUUCUGAAUAACCACCUGAAUAUCCAUACUUAUCACAUGAACCACACUUUGUAAGGACUCAAUUGCCACAGUAAAGUAUCAAUUCCCUUCUGAAUAGUUAUAAGUCGUGUAUAACCAAUGGACUGUAGCUUAAUUUAUGUUAGUUACGCGGAUUAGUCGUUCGUGACAUAUUGACGAUGAACACUUACUGCAAUGUUCUAUCUACAGUUCUUUCAGUGUUGGAUAUUCAUGGGUGUUAAAAAGUUUAGCUGCAGUGUAGUAAAUUCCCACUUACUUUCCUGUUUAUCUUACUUUUGGUUUGUUAUUGUAUUGUAUAUGUUUGGGUUAUCAUUUAGUUUAUCACUAAGGACGCUCACACUAAUCGUUUUUAUAUAGCUUUGUUAUACCUGUUUUGGUGAUGAAAACUGCUGGUCGAAUUGUCUGCCAUUUUUAAGGCUUUGUAUGUAUUUCUUGCUGCAUCAGCCCAAAUGAACUGAAUAGUCAAAACAUGUAUUAGUCAGCAAGGUGCGUGAUCAACUACUUAAAGUGGAGCUGAUUACGCAAUAUUGUUCUUAUGCCGUACAACCGUAAGGGUUAUGUUUCUCGAUAGUGUGUAUUAUUUUAGCAUUCCUCAUGUGCGAUUAAACUACGAUAACCAAUAUACCGCUAAGUUAAUCCGGUUUAAUGAAGACAGUCUGAAUGCAUGUUCGUUCAUGUAGUAAUAAGUCAACCAACUCUGGCUGCGUAACCCUCCGUAGGUCACAGGAAAUCCAAAGUGGUUGGAAGCUGGAUUUUCAGACUGGUGUCACACUUCUUCUGAGUUUUGACACGGAGAGCUGCUUAAGAAAUGCAGGUCCUCCAAUGAGUUAGGUGGUUUUAAUCAUUUGAGAUUUUUUUUGUGUGUAUCGACGACAGCUAAUAAUGUUGAAUGAAAUGUAACUAGGUCUGGAAACACCUAGAUUUAGUUAAGGAAGGGGAUGCCAUCUGUGUAAUAUUGGGUGUCACUUCUGAUUUUCCAAGUCUAACAAUGGCACAAUCUCCGAUGAAGAUACCCGAUAGCCAAACAUUUGUAAGGCUUAGUGAUUCUACAUAUUUUCAACCUUACCCCUCAAUUUAUGGAAAUCUACCUGAAAAAUUGUAGUAAUUGAAAUUUUUUUGAAAAAAGUAAAACUAUGAUGACGCGGGACUAAUAGUUGAGAAAUUGGGUCGGAGCUGCCGAAUAACAGUUCAACUGACUCAUAGUUGCUCACAUAUUUGCCAAGGGUUACAGCAAAACAUAUCCCUAAAUGAAGAUGAGAUAGAGAAGCAGAAGUUGGUUGUUUGAUCCCAAACGAUUUUCAGAAAUUGUAACUAACUACGGGGACAGACUUUUAGUUAAAGUUUAGGAUUUCGGAAAACACCGAUUAGUGUCCACGAAAAAUACUGUAUCGCUAUCCUUAUUUUAUCAUAAAUGUAUUAGUGCAUGUGACUUUUUGACUCCGACAACUGAGAUUUCGAGGAUGUAGAUAGCAUAGUCUUUGAUAGUAAAGAUGUUGAUAAAAUGUAAUCUUGUUCUCAAUGUUUGCUCUAAUUAAGUGUGAAAUAAUACCAAACUAUCCUGAAGACCAGGGACCGAAGUGGCAUCAACCCUAAUGCCCCAGUCGCUGACAAAAUUUCCGUACAGAUACAGAAAGCUUACUGACUUAUGUUGUAUUUGUGUGGGCGAAAUAUCCUGCUAUUUGUCAAAAAGCUUGUAUUCUACGCAGCGAUUCUGUUCGCCUUACUUAAAAUGGCAAGGAUUAGAAACUGUUCAGGCUAUGUUGGGCAAUGUAUUAAACAAGGAGAGUUAGGCGUAGUGUUAGGUAAAGGUGGAAAGCCAGUCUGUGAGGUUUAGUUGACUGCGACAUGUGUGAAGUAUGCUGAGUCACCGUCUUAUCUACAAGCAGUGUUAGAUGACAUUGGAUCAGAUUGGAAAAGAUUUUGGGGUGGUCAGACCAAAACACAGUAGGAGUCUAUACAGUCUUUUAUUAUUGGUUUGAGGCAAGCAGAGAGAUUUGGAUUGUCUGGCUGAAUUUUUUCAGGUUUUCCUAGGGAUCAGUAGUUAAAAAAUCUUGGUGACGUCUUAAACUCGUUUAUAUUGUCAGAGGUGUCUUCACACUGUUAUCUGUGAUAUUACGAACUUCUCUUAAUCGAAUUAUUUUGUCCUAUUAGUCCAAAUGAUUUUAUUUCAAGACAACAUAGUGGCAUGAAUUUAGAGUAAUGUGAGCAGUGAUGAGUAGAUCAGUCGUUAAACUGAGAGUACGAAAAUAUAUAAAUACUGCAGAAUAGUUAAAUAUUUAACUGAAAACGAUCGUUAUCCGUGUAUAUAUUCACAUUGUGAAUGGUUUUGAGCACUAUUAACGGAAUUCUUUAAUAACUAAGCUUCUCAUAUUAGUAAACAUAAAUUUACUCUAUCGAUUUUAGUCUGCUGCUCUACGCGUAAAAUGCCUACCCUGUCAGUGAUUACAUAACAAGAGAGCAAUGAGCUCCUGGUUAUCUGUUAGUGAUGCAUAUACAUUCCAAUCAGUUAUGUGUUAUAUCAGUAUUCUGUAAUGCCCCAUGCAUCUGGUUUCCUACAGCAUUGUAAUAUCACACUUGCACCAAAAGGAUCGUAUUUAUUAGUAUCUGAGGUCGGAUUCAUUGCUUGUUGGCCCAUGCUGUACGUCACUAGAAACGUGUGCAAAAUAGACUGAGGAAUGAAAACAACAGUAUGUUUCAAAAAGCUGCAAGAUAGUAUUAGAAGGAAUAAGUGAGAUUCGCACCAUUCUAGUCCAUCCAACUGAAACGUGUGGAAGUAAAUUUCUUGCACGUGUCAAUUUUCAGUCUGAUCAAUAUUGGUUCUAUCGAUUUCUGCCACAGCAGGAUAUACUGGAACUAAACGUUAAUAACACUUCACGACUAAUAUGAUCCUCAACUAUUAUCGCCACAUGAUAGCACCAUCUAUUUUGAACACUUAGUUUCUAUCCUCAAUCUGCUAGAUUAAAUUUAAGAGUGCACGUUCUGCAAGUAGAGAGUUCUUAGCUCUAUCCAUCACAGAGAUGGGUGAGCACUACUGAAGCUUGCAUCUUCAGAAACAGUGGUUCUAAUUCUUCAAUGGUCCUCCGAUUAUUUCACGGAUUAAUAUCAGCUAAAGGACCAUCGAAAAGCUGACAGCACUGUUUCCUAGUUUGUGACUCUCCAGAAGUGCACACACAUGAC
Molecule: messenger RNA, 4292 nt
Organism: Trichobilharzia szidati
Lineage: Eukaryota; Metazoa; Platyhelminthes; Trematoda; Strigeidida; Schistosomatidae
Source: the annotation of a GenBank genome assembly